AAAUGCCAACCCGAAUGAAUAUAUAAUCGGAAUUCACAGGGGUGGAAUAUUCCUUUCCCCAAUCCGAUUGAGGUAUCUUGUACCCGCUCAAUCGGAAAGUUGUCAGACUGCGUUCUUCUUUGUAGUGUUUUUCUUCUUCUGUUGUUUAUUGGCGGUUGGUAAGCAGCUUUCGUGUGCAUUAGCGCCAUCUGUGGAACAGAAUCUAAACCCUUCUAUACGCCAUUCACAAGUCUGGCCUGGGAACGCCUUGGUGUCCUCCCGGUGGAGCUGGACAAGGUGGCCAGGGACCGGGAAGUCUGGGCUUCCCCACUGAGACUGCUGCCCCCAUGACCCGGACCUGGAUAAGUGGAGGAAAAUGUAUGGAUGGAUGCAUGUAAAUGUGGCUAUUGCCUUCCUACUGGAGAGGAGUUGAACUUCAUAUUCAGGAGGUUUUGGAGUAGAGCGGUUCCUCACUACUUUGUAAACAUGCAUGGAGGUUUUUCAUGACUUAGCAAGGACUACGGUAGCUGGUCGUAAACUCCACCAAGGCUGCCCUUUGUCACACAAGAGUUCAUUAUAGGGAUGCUUUGAUUUUCCUGAUUCCUUCCACCUUGUCAACGGAGAACUGUCUCCAUUGUCCCUGAGGUUUAACCCCGGGUUUCCUCCCAAGAUAAGCCCAGAACCCCUCACUCAAAGACAUCCACCUUGGGUAUUGGGAGUGGGAUUCACGUACCGCGGGUUUGUUUUUUUUGUUUUUUUGUAGUAGCAUAGAGAAUGAUAUUUACAGAUGGGUUAGUGUUGCCUCUGCUUAGUCGGGGUAGGAGGCCUCGGGGCAAACCUAUGGCAUGCUGGAGGGUUUAUGUCUCACAGCUGGCCUAGAAAAACCUCAGUGUUACCCCAGCGGAACUGGAAGAGGCAACUAGAGCAUGGGAUGGGAGGUCAUCCCUACUUAGACUGCUUCCCUCAUGACCCCGAACGUGCAUCCUUUUUAGUGUUGUGUGCGCUAAUCUAACCAGUGUGCCUUCUGGUUUCUGCUCUGCAGGCCAACCACGACCACUAAAGCUGAGUUAGCAUGUCGGACAGAAAGUAUGUAUUCCUCGUGUUGUCUUCCAAUGGAGUUUGUAAACACCAACAAUGCUGGGGAAGGAAUUAAUUCAGUUGUUAAGAUUUGUGAUAAUGCCAGCAUGUCCUUAAAUAGAGAAAACCACAGCAUUGUUAUGGGCUCUACCUUAUUAUUUUACCAUGCCCUUGCUGUUUCACCUCUAAAUUCAGGUUUAGCCUGUUUGAUUCUUAGCUUUUCACUAUGCAAAUACAUGAUUACUGCUUCUUUGAUGUGUGAAAUUGGGUAACUUAGAGCAAACGGCAGGACAUCAUCCCCUUCUCUGUCUCCCUGCUGCUGCUUUGUCUCCUCCUGUGUGUGUGUGUGUGAGUGCAUGUUUUGCAGGUAUAAGGAGGACUUUGAGAAGGGAGGGCUCCUACAACACUCGCACAAUUCCAGUGGUCACCCAGAUCCCACUUCAUCCUUCCGCCUGGUGGCUGCUAGCCAUGACUCGGUCACUGACUCUGGAGUGGAUGCCUGGCUUCAGUGUUCGUGAUUCCGCAUCAGAGCGACAUUUUUCACUGCGACCGUCCUGCCGUCCUGUCCACGCACUCAAUGCAAUGGAAGAAAGAACGUUCCCAUUAUUACGACCCCCGCGGUGACUACACAGGACCUCUGAGACCACAUCCUGAGGAAGCAUACAAAGAACGAGUGGGAGAGCAAGACAAAGAACGAGUGAGCUGACACGGCUGGAGGAGGAAGUAGUGUCGGUGAGCAAAAUGGGUGGGGCUGCGUGACCUCAUCGGCCUCUCACCAUGAGGAAGAAAGCCUCGUGGACGAUGACGACGAUGAUGAUGAUGAUGAGCGCAAAGAGGAUGACGCUCCGGAGCGUAAUGGAUACAAAGAUCUACCUGGCUUCCUUGGUUUGUCUCCUGUCAGCGCUGUCAAACGUGUCAGGGGCUCUUACUGCUGAACCUUUCACGCCUACGCUGACUGGGAGAGGACAGGAAGUCGCUGAAGUUCAUGAGCGGACUGUGAUCACCUUGAACCAGAGCUUCAUCAACACCACUGAGCCACGAGCUACCACCUUAGCAGCUUCCACUGAGGGGACAACAGCGCACCAAUCGAUAAAGAAAGCGACAUCCAUACCAGUGACAUCCUCCCCAACCACAACCAAAAAAGGGAGCCAUCAACCUCUUGCCUGGGAUCCAGCUUGGGAUGAAGAUUUCACUUACGAUUACGUGACCUUGCGAAAAGCCGGCUUGUCCAUUGCAGCGGUUAUCUUCCUGAUGGGCAUCUUUAUCCUUGGCUGUGGGAAAGUCUGCCGGUUUCCCAAGUGCCGCAGGAUGUCAUCCAAGUCGUAUUGACGGGACCAAAGAAGAGAUAGGAAAAAAAAAAAAAAAAAAAAAACAAUGCUUCGACAUGUGGAAUGGAUGUGUUCAAAAAUAAAAAAAUUGGCCAUUUAUCACAGAUAUUAUAACAUGACAUUGACACUUUGCCCAUGAGCAAAUUUCUAACUCUUUGCUCUCAGGAAGUGGACUUUUUUUUUUUUCCCCUUCCCCCCCAGCAACAACAACAACAUGGUGUUUAGUAAAGUGCGUCUAAACCUCUUAGUGUUUCUACGCUAAUGAAUAAAGUCCCCAAAUAAACAUGAGUCACUGACUGCUACCUUGGCAUCGCCAUGGCGACAAAAAAAGCAAAACAGGGUACAUUUUCCAAACAGAUUUAAUGGCACAAUAAAUUCUAUACAGUAGUUGUCCAAUUGAUUCCAAAUCUGCUAUGAAAUAUUAUUAUAUAUAUAUUUUUUAUUAUGUGAGUGGUCAUCUGCUUGUACUACUACACAUUAUUAUGAUAGACAAGUACAUAUAAACAUUUACAGUCAUUUCGGUAAAUAACUGACAACCACUAAGGGAACAGUAUAAACACAAGCAAAUACAGUGUAUAUACAUUUUUUUUCUUAAAAAAAAAACAAAAAAAGGCCAUCCUGCAAAUAUAUUGCAAUGUAAAUUUGUACAAAUUUAACAGUUAAAGCUCCUACAUGCAGAAUAAUGGGCGCUUUGUGAUUUGACACCUUGUCGUUGCUGAUGCUGCAUUUAAAUGUUGCAUUGUGGUUACUUGUUUGUCCAGCGGAAAUAUUAAAUACAAAAUCAUUAUGCGCAUGUGAGGAUAUAAAAAGUGAAAUGGUUUGUGUUGCAAUCCGUUCGUUGAAAUGUUGACAAACUUCAGUCAAAAGUUUGCGAUGCGCUUUCCCAUUCGGGAGCAUGAGAAGCCAUCUCCAAACUUUUGAAAGGUUCUGGCUUAUACUAUUUUGUUUUUAUCAUUCUUAUAUUUUGCAUAUAUUUGAUACACAGACUACAGUAUAAGCCAGUAGAAGCACAUACAACAGCCUAAAGACAUAGAUACACUUCAAAUGACCUACUACAGUAAAUGCAUCACCAGCGGUUGACUCUCAAAAACAUGUUUUUAUCAUUAAUACAGCUGGAAUAGGUGCAGAUUCUGGAAGAUCUGGAACGUUUUCUGUGCUGGUUAUUGUGUGUAGCUGCUCUAUAGGAGUCCACAGCUCAUUAACCGUUCUAUAAUGGAUGUGUAGUUUAUUAAUCGUUUAUUAAUCGUCGUUAUUAAUACGCUGCGUGACUCACAAAUGUCCUUAUUAGCAUAGCUUGCUAACAAAGUGGCAACCGAAAGUUCGCUGCAUUAAACGUCAUCAGCGGUUGAUUCUCAAAAACAUGUUUUUAUCGUUAAUACAGCUGGAAUAGGUGCAGAUUCUGGAAGAUCUGGAACGUUUUCUGUGCUGGUUAUUGUGUGUAGCUGCUCUAUAGGAGUCCACAGCUCAUUAACCGUUCUAUAAUGGAUGUGCCGUUUAUUAAUCGUUGUUAUUAAUACGCUGAGUGACUCCAACCGUCUUCUGAAUAUGUCACAAAUGUCCUUAUUAGCAUAGCUUGCUAACAAAAUGGCAACUGGAAGUUCUCUGCACUGAACGUCAUCCGCGGUUGAUUCUCAAAAACAUGUUUUUAUCGUUAAUACACCCGGAAUGGGUGCAAAUUCUGGAAGAUCUGGAAUGUUUUCUGUGCUGGUUAUUGUGUGCAGCUGCUCUAUAGGAGUCCACAACUCAAUACAAAGGGUUGACUCUCCAAAACACGUUUUUAUCAUUAAUACAACUGGAAUAGGUGCAGAUUCUGGAAGAUCUGGAAUGUUUUCUCUGCUGGUUAUUGUGUGUAGCUGCUCUAUAGGAGUACACAACUCAAUACAAAGGGUUGACUCUACAAAACACGUUCUUAGCGUUAAUAUACCUGGAAUAGGUGCAGAUUCUGGAAGAUCUGGAAUGUUUUCUCUGCUGGUUAUUGUGUGUAGCUGCUCUAUAGGGGUCCACAACUCAAUACAAAGGGUUGACUCUCCAAAAUACGUUUUUAUCGUUUUACAGCAAACAAUUCUAAAUUCAUAUAAACAGAAAUUUGUGCUGGAGCCUAUCCCAGCUGUCUUCGGGCGAGAGGCGGGGUACACCCUGGACUGGUGGCCAGCCAAUCACAGGGCACAUAUAGACAAACAACCAUUCACACUCACAUUGAGUGCUUACAUGUGUCCAUUAAAGUACAUUCUCAGUGUUUAUUGAUAUAAUUAAAAAAAAAAUUCCUUUCCCGCCAACUCCGAUCUUGGAACAAAUAUGGAUCUUGAAAUGAAAGCCGAUGAAGACCGACUUGGGCUAAAACGCCGGCAGGGAAACAUCAGGCUCUGUAUGGAUGGAAUCCAGCUAUUGUGAGUAUUUUCCCCCAAUCAUACAUUACUUGUUAAUUAAAUUUCGCAAUAUUUUCACACCACUAUCACGCCUGUGAGACACUUUGAAGGGAAAACUUUCCAAAACAAAAAAUCCUGUUUUGCUGUUGUGUAAGCUUGUGUUUACUCUGACCAUUUUUUGGAGUGGCUGAAUCCGAGAAUAUAACUUGGGUGGGUUGACAUUUUUUUUUUUUUUUUUUAUCUUCGAUUCCACAGCCCCUGUGAGUCGUAAUGAGCCGGGAAGAGAAAAUGUCAGAACAGGAGACUCAAGUGUGGACCUCUUAUGGGCCGGCUUACUUUGGAUUAGCAUGUUUAGUCUCAGUCAACGACCAUUUCACACGGAUAGGUCGACUCCACGUGGAGCAAAUUAAACAUUUUUUUUUGGCUUGUUUAUGCCGAGUAUUUGGAUCACUGCAAACAGAAGAAGCAUUAAGCCAUUUUUUUUUUUUUUGAUUUCGAUUCCUCAAAUAGAAUCCAAUUAGAAGAUUUGAAUACGUUCCAAAUGUCCCAAAAUUGUGUCUAUGAUGGCUACAAGCAGCAGAUAUGGAGACCAAAGUAGAAUAUAAUAGGAUUGCUUAUGGAUUGAUAAUUUUUUUUUUUUUUGUAGGAGCAAUACACAGAGCUGUUAAAGAAGUCUAAUCCUCGUGAUGAGAUCAUAUAACCUGGUGAGUGUGGCUCUUUCUUCCAUGUGUGCUCUUCUUUACCAGGAACUAGACUGCCCCUUUCUGGUCCUGCUCUGUAGGUACAGAAUAAAUCCUAAAGUAGAAAAAAGAUUUAAAAAAAAAACAUGACAGAUGAGUUGAGACAGAGCAAACGUAAAAAAACAUGUCAUGUGGUAGAUAUUCUUAGGCUUUUUCUCCAUUUAGAGACACAAGACGCAACCACGUGUCGGAACUCAGGAAACGCGCGUCUGUCUCAAACGGCGGCGGGGGCUCUGACAGCUGCACAGAGGCUGCGUCGCCUCAAAACACGACUCACCCCGGGUGGGACUUAGAAACCUGGCAAGGCGCUGUUGAUCCAACAAGCACCAGGUUGCUGUGUGCAUCUUUUCAGCACAGCAUCAACACAAACACACACACACACACACAUGAGGCAGCCAGUAAUCCUGCAGAGGAAUUUUAACCCUUUAACCUUGACUUGGGAGUCGUUCAGUAAACAGUUUGAACUUUCUAAACCCUGUUGACUCAACUUUGCAGAUCAUCUUCAUUCAUUCAUUUUCUACUGCUUAUUCUCAAGGGUCGCAGGGUGCUGGAGCCUAUCCCAGUCU
Doryrhamphus excisus (bluestripe pipefish) is the source of this 6056-nucleotide messenger RNA. It is a transcript of the gene fxyd5, whose product is annotated as FXYD domain containing ion transport regulator 5. Gene Ontology annotation, cellular component: membrane. Gene Ontology annotation, molecular function: sodium channel regulator activity. The record is from RefSeq and is a predicted model, not a curated record. NCBI's taxonomy places the organism in Eukaryota, Metazoa, Chordata, Actinopteri, Syngnathiformes, Syngnathidae. Gene Ontology annotation, biological process: regulation of sodium ion transmembrane transporter activity.